Messenger RNA from Temnothorax curvispinosus, 1501 nucleotides. RefSeq names its product protein ALP1-like. The transcript has 2 exons. Bases 7 to 1326 code for a protein of 439 amino acids. NCBI's taxonomy places the organism in Eukaryota, Metazoa, Arthropoda, Insecta, Hymenoptera, Formicidae. The record is from RefSeq and is a predicted model, not a curated record.
UAUAUCAUGGAUCCAAAUAUCAUGUUAAUGAUUAUUAUGAAGUUUCUUAUUCAAGCAAGAGAUGAACCAAUGAGACAUGCAGAAAUAACAAUGAAAAAAGUUACUGCAAUGUAUUAUUUGUACUUGCGUUACAAGAAAUUGGAAGAGCAAAAGAAUCGAAGAAUAUGGGUACGACCUAUUUUUACCGAAGAAAGAAGACUUGCACAAGGUGACAGCAACAAUUUACUUGUGGAGAUGCAAUUGACAGAUCCCGAAAAAUAUUUUAACUAUCUCAGAAUGUCAUCAACAAUUUUCAACGAGUUACUCAAGAUUGUUGGACCAUUGAUCGAAAAACAAACAGCAGUUCGAAAACCAAUACCGGCUAGGACGAGAUUAGAGGUGACUAUACGUUGGUUGGCAUCAGGUGACAGCAUGAUGUCGCUAUCAUAUGCUUAUCGCAUUGCCCAAUGCACACUAUCACAUAUUAUUCCGGAAACGUGUGAAGCAAUUUGGCUCUCUCUACAGAAGAAGGUUAUGGUUGAUCCAACUGAAGAAAAUUGGAGUAGGAUUGCAGAAGAUUUCGAACUGAUAUGCCAAUUUCCACACUGCAUAGGCGCUAUCGAUGGAAAGCAUGUCGAAAUUCAGGCACCGCCUCGUAGUGGCUCAUGCUACUACAACUAUAAAGGAAGGCACAGCAUAAACUUGCUCGCAGUAAGUGAUGCCAAGAACCGUUUUAUUAUUGUGGAUAUUGGAGCUGAGGGAAGGCAAAGCGACGGAGGUGUUUUCGAAAACAGCGGAUUACCACAUCUACUAGAAACGAAUGCUCUCCAUAUUCCUCUACCUACACAUCUAAAUCAUAUGGAUUCGGAUUUUCCGUACGUUUUAUUGGGAGAUGAGGCCUUUCCUCUGAGAUCAUAUAUGAUGCGACCGUACCCUCGCAGUAGACAGCUGAAUAUCAACAGAAAAAUUUUUAACUAUCGCCUGAGUCGAGCAAGGAGAACAGUAGAAUGUGCUUUCGGACUUUUGGUUGCAAGAUGGAGAAUAUAUCGUCGACCUCUUGUUGCAUGCACACGUACUGCUGUAAAAGCUGUACAAGCAACGGUUGUCUUACAUAAUUUUAUUAUUAAUAAUGAAUUAAAUCUACCAUUUACAGCAAGACGGUAUUCUAAUAUGCGAGAAGAAGAACACAAUCUCCUAAUUACAAGUACCGGACUUACAGCUGUAAGUCAUAGAAAUGUUUCGCAAAAGUCUACAGCAUUGAAAAUUCGAGAUAACUUUGCUUAUUAUUUCGAACAUAUAAAUCCUCUACCAUGGCAGUUGGACAAAGUUUUAACUAACAACUUUUAAAACAUAGUUUCUCCAUUUAAUGCAUUGUAUUCGUAAAUAAAAUAUUUUGUGAAUAUAUAAUUCGAAAGUUUUUUGCCACACAAUAUUCGUAUGUAGCCUGUUUUGACGAUCUAUAUUUCUAUAGUUUAAUAAUUUGUACAAUGUAAUGAAUCGAAUAAAAAAAUAUUUUAUUUUA